Panonychus citri (citrus red mite) is the source of this 1855-nucleotide messenger RNA. Its product is annotated as trophoblast glycoprotein-like. Gene Ontology annotation, cellular component: membrane. The coding region runs from base 380 to 1585 and encodes 401 amino acids. The record is from RefSeq and is a predicted model, not a curated record. The transcript is spliced from 2 exons. Lineage: Eukaryota; Metazoa; Arthropoda; Arachnida; Trombidiformes; Tetranychidae. Gene Ontology annotation, molecular function: protein binding.
AAUCUUUUUCUCUCAGGUAGUUACGGUUAUCAUACCUACUCAUUUGUGGACAGACUGAAGUUUUUGUUGUUGAAUUUGUGGAAAUGGGAAAUUGUUUGGAUUCUGUUAACAAUUUAUGGCUAAUUGUUGAUGUAAAUUAGAUUUUCCAACGUGAUCUGUAUUGUUAAAUCAACUGUUUAAUCAACGGGAAUAAUGUUCAAUACAAUAUCACCUUCGAAAAGUGUAUCUAUCAAGUGUUAUCAUCUAAAUUGUGAACAUAUUGAUUAGUGAAAUAAAUUUUUUUAUCCAAAUCUAUUUGUGAACAAUUUGAAAUGACAACAAUUUACCACAAUUUAAGGUGACAAAUUAGUAUAACUAGUGUUAGAUUGAGUCAACAAUUAUGGAACUAAGUAAAUUUAAUCCAGUUAAUACCAAAUGGUUACAUUUAACUGUCGUUUUCCUCAUAUUUGGUUUAGAAAUUGUUUCCAGUGAAAAUGUCACUUUGUGUCCUCUCUUAUUGAGAAGUGUUUGUCAAUGUGAUUCUAAAUAUCUCAUCACUAAUUGUACUUCAGCAAAUAUAACUGAAAUUUCCUGGUUACAUGAUAUUCCAAUUGAAACGAAACAAUUAAUUCUCACCGGUAAUGAUUUACCCAAAUUACCAAAAAAUGUUUUCGGGUUUGAAAGUAAACAAAUCAAACCAGUUGAGUAUCUUGACCUGUCCAGCAACAAGAUCCAAUUGAUUGACAGUGAAAGUCUUCGUGGCUUCAGAUUGGUCAAGAAAUUAAUUCUAAACAACAAUCAAAUAUUGAUCACAGGUGAUAAUUUUCCUCGAGGUUUGUUCAAUGGGUUCAACGAUUUAACGGAACUUCAUUUGGCCUCAGCUUUUUCGGACACUUCGAAUCCACAAUUUGUGCCCAAUUUAAUUACUCUGCUUAAAGAGGCAAAUUUAACUAAUUUAAGUAUCUUAAACUUGGAAUCAAAUGGAAUCAAUGGUUUUCCGGAAGAAUCAACAAUUUGUUCAUUUCCAUCACUUCAGAAAUUGUUUCUCGCCGGUAAUUCGUUUGGUCAACUUCGGCUUAAUUUCACUUGUACGCCACGAUUAAGGACACUUGACCUUUCUCAUAAUUUGGUCAAGAAUCUGGACAAUGUGUCCACCUCUUUCAUCGAGGAUCUGCCCAGGUCAUUUCAUAUGAACCUUACGGGAAAUCCGUUUGCAUGCGAUUGCCGAAUGGACCAUUUUCUGACCUGGAUCAAACGGACACCCUUGUUUGUUAUGGGUAAAGAUAAUUAUAUUUGUUUAUCGGGUUACCCAGCGGUUAAUGUUUAUCGUCGAUUGAUACAAUUAACGUCCGAUGAUCUUGAUUGUGAUCCCUCUUGGUCUCAAUCAGCAACUUUCUCGUUCUAUCCUCAUAUUAUUUUGGCCAUUCUAACGGUCACUGUUGUUUUGCUCUUGGUUUUGGUUCUUUAUCAAGUUCGGUCCAAUAUUUCGGACUUUCUCUUGACCACUUGGUCGAACAGUAAGAUCAAAAGUUACUCUGCCCUUCGGAAGGACGACAAACCCGAAACAGCGAAUCCAGAAAGACGAAUUAUCGAGAUUUCGGUUUAACGAAAUAAUCCACCAAAUAUUAACCAUAUCAAACUCGUUAACUAAUUGUCACCGACUUCCGAUUGAUACGAAUAAUUUAAUCAAUCAGUUAAUUGUCCUUGUAAAUUUUACAGAUGAUUUUUGUUUUUUUAAAACAAUUAUUUUGGUUAUAAAUUAUUCUCGUCACUUACAAAUUGACCAUUGGUCAUUAGCGUUUAUUUUUGUGUAUAUUAAUACAAGUAAAGUGCUCGUUAAACAAUAAAAAUUUAUGAAUCGAAAAUUAAUCAACAA